AUGAAUAGCUCAACGACAAAUACCACUGCAAACACAUCCAUACCUAUCACUAAGAUGGUCAAUGAUUUAUUUUUACAAUGGCUUUCAUUACCAGAUACACGAACGACUUUACAUACCGCUUUGCAAAGCGUUCGAAAUCAUAGCAAAAUGCCUGAUCAUAUUAAUUAUCCAAAAAGCUAUACGACACGUGGCGGCGGAUUUUCUAAACAACAACAUUUCGAUUCGCCACCGGUUUCACCCGUUCCACGAGCAGCUUCAAGUCCACGUAAUGGUUUAUCGUCGAUUUCAUCCACUGGUGAAUUUACUCCUGGCCUAAGUGGCUAUGGAGACGAACGAAAACAACGCUCACUGAAGAAAAAAUAUCCCGUUCUCAACGAUAGUACCUCUGCAUUGAAUGCAUCAAUAACUAGCAGUAGCGUCGAUCAACAACAAAUCUCAGGAGGUAAAAUAUCUCCUCCUCAAAUAGCCAAAUCAGAGCCUGUACCAUCAUCACCAUCAACAAAUGUUAUUCCUAAUCGAACAUCGACGACGACCACACCAUCCGAUGGUGCGAUAUCCAAACCAGCUCAACAGACGCCUAUCGUACAAACAAACACACAGUCUCCUUCGACGACUAUUCGUGAACUGUCUCCGACGCCAUCAUCUCCGAAACCAACUACUUCUGGUGUUGCUUCGCUGCGUGAGCAAUUCGAUAGUAUUGAACAAUCGCCCUCGAUCACAGCGACGAAAACUCCGACAAGAGCAAAAUCACCCGUUUCAGUAUCAGUACCUACGGAAAGUGUUAUACGACCGUCAAUUACUCCAAUAAAACCUGUACCAUCUGUCAAAGAAACAUCACCAAUACCGACGUCAGUUAUUCAACCUGAGGGAACACCGAAGUCAGUUGUAGAUAUUCCAAAAUUUUAUUUUCCUAAUGGAAAGACAACAACACCAUCCUCAAUUGAGUCACUAAUCAACAAACAACUAAAUCAAGCGAAUGAAGAUUUGUUUCAACCAAAACAUGAUAAGUUACACCUGGAAGAUUUUGGUAAACUCGCACAGUUGAUCGAUUUAAGUUUAUACUGGAAAGCACCAUUAUUUCGUGCAUGUGUACAAGAUUCACUAGGAUCGAAAACGACGAUAACACCAACGACAACUGUCUCCUACUCACAAUUCGACAGUUUUUGGAAAAAAAUAUGUCAAACUCAUCACGAUAACGCAUCAAAAUUUGUUCAAAUUCUCGCUCUGUCAUCGCCAUCAUCAACUCUACCAGCCACUCGUUCUUAUUUGACUGUCGAUGAUUGGGAUUAUCUAAUUCAAGACAUCAUUGACACACAUCCAGGAUUAAAAUUUCUUCGCGAAGCACGAGAAUUUCAUUCCCGUUACAUAAAAACAGUCAUAGCACGUAUCUAUUAUAAUUGCAAUAGAUCAUGGUCAGGUAAAUUAACGGUUCAAGAAUUACGACGAUCAAAUUUUCUCUCGAUUCUCGAUCGAAUCGAAGAAGAAGAAGAUAUCAAUCGCAUUCAUGAUUAUUUCUCCUACGAGCAUUUUUAUGUAAUUUAUUGUAAAUUUUGGGAAUUGGACUCGGAUCAUGAUUUAUUAAUAAGCCGAGAUGAUUUAACAAAACACAACAAUGGCGCUAUUUCAAAUAAAAUGAUUGAUCGUAUAUUCUCGGGUGCGGUUUCGAAUAGUGAGAAUAUGAAAGAAGGGAAAAUGUCCUAUUAUGAAUUUGUUUGGUUUCUCAUGUCCGAAGAAGAUAAACGUUCACCGACAAGCAUCGAAUAUUGGUUUCGUUGUAUGGAUUUAGAUGGUGACGGUAUCUUGUCUAUGUUCGAAUUGGAUUAUUUCUAUCAAGAACAAGUACAUAAAAUGGAAAUUUAUGGUAUUGAAUAUAUGCCGUUCGAAGAUUGUAUAUGUCAAAUGCUUGACUUGGUUAAACCAGAAGAAGAUAAUAAAAUACGUUUGAAAGAUUUGAAACGAUGUAAAUUAACUAAUGUUUUCUUCGAUACAUUUUUUAAUCUGGAAAAAUAUUUGGAUAAUGAACAAAAAGAUCCUUUCUCCAAUAUUAAAGAUCCUGAAUCUCCCGAUGUUUCCGAUUGGGUGAAAUUUGCUGAAGCUGAGUACGAUAAUUUAACGCACGAAGACGGUGCCAAUGACAACCUUGAUGAUGUAAAUUACGAUGAAGACUUUGAAGAAGAAGACGAUGCGAAUGGCGCACUUAUAAUUGAACAAUCAGCAAAUAAACGAAUGGGUUCGAAUAGUGUUGUUUCUCCUCCACAACGACUUGCUUCCAAUACAAAAAUAACAGAUUCAGAUGAACGAUGGAAAGAUUAG
Molecule: messenger RNA, 2313 nt
Organism: Adineta ricciae
Lineage: Eukaryota; Metazoa; Rotifera; Eurotatoria; Adinetida; Adinetidae
Source: the annotation of a GenBank genome assembly